This is a messenger RNA of Anoplophora glabripennis (Asian longhorned beetle), 3417 nucleotides long. RefSeq names its product carnitine O-acetyltransferase. Gene Ontology annotation, cellular component: peroxisome. Bases 65 to 2002 code for a protein of 645 amino acids. NCBI's taxonomy places the organism in Eukaryota, Metazoa, Arthropoda, Insecta, Coleoptera, Cerambycidae. Gene Ontology annotation, molecular function: carnitine O-acetyltransferase activity. The record is from RefSeq and is a predicted model, not a curated record. The transcript has 10 exons. Gene Ontology annotation, biological process: carnitine metabolic process, CoA-linked.
CUACAAGGUAUAUACAAGUACAUUACAUUGAUAAGUAAUAUUCGAUUUCCUUGGUUAAUUUAAAAUGGUUAUUACUAUUUCUAGCUCCAAACCUUUCAGUAACACUUCUAGCAAUAUGAUUGCAUCUAAACCCAAAUUGUUAUAUCAAAAGACCUCGGAAACCUUAUUUUAUUUAAUAAGAAAUCAAGUUUUGUCUCUUUCAAAUGUUGCUGCACCAAAAUUUGAGAAUAGUUUAAAACUUCCGUCUCUGCCAGUUCCAAUAUUGAGUCAGUCCAUCGAAAAAUACAUUAAGACAGUAACUCCAUUUCUGAGUGAAGCUGAAUUAAACAACACGAAGAAAAUAUUAAAAGAAUUCAGUUCUGAAAAUGGUAUUGGAACGAAACUGCAAAAACUCCUCGUCCAGAAGGCACAAAACAGCGAAAAUUGGUUGGCUGACUGGUGGUUGAACAACGCUUAUUUGGGAUACCGUGAUCCAGUCGUUAUAUACUCAAGUCCAGGGUUAGUUUUUCCGUUUGAGGAUUUCAUAAAUGAGACGGAUAGAUUAACGUAUACAGCUCAAUUAAUUUUGGCUGCAGUGGAAUACAAGAAAGCUAUAUACAGCGAUAAAAUACCUGUAGACAAAAUGGGUAAGGAGCCUUUGGAUAUGAACCAGUAUAAACAAAUUUUUGGGACUUGUCGCAUCCCUGGACAGAAAUUGGAUGGUUUAGAGUAUAAUUCAGACUCCAGACAUAUAGUUAUAGUUAAAAAUAAUAACUUUUUUAAACUAGAAGUUAUAAACCGUAAUGGAGAAGUGCCUAGCCUUAGCCAGUUGAUAAACCACUUGGAGAUGAUUUUGCUGGAGUCUGCUGAGGUUGGACCACCUAUUGGUGUUCUUUCUACAGAAAAUAGAGACAACUGGAAUAAGGCUUAUACAGAACUUAUUAAAGAUCCAGUGAAUAAAAAAUCUGUGGACGAAAUCCAGAAAUCAUUAUUUUUGGUAGCGCUAGACAAUCCGAUGCCUGAACUUAAUGACAGCCGCAUGUCCAUGGCUAGCAAGCAGUUUAUUCACGGUGGCGGUAGUAGAGGUAAUUCGGCGAACCGUUGGUUUGAUAAAACCGUCCAAUUCAUUAUUGGUCAAGACGGUACAGUAGGUUUAACUUACGAGCAUUCGCCUAGCGAAGGUCAGCCCAUCGCGGUAAUGACCGACUAUUUGGUGGAUUACAUUAAAAAUAAUGCCUCUUCGGGUCUGGAAGAUAUCAAAUUGGAACAUUGGCCAGAAAAAUUAGAAUUCAACGUUUCCGAGAACGUGUCCAAAUACAUACAAGCGGCUAAUAUACAUAUCGACAAGCUCGUCGAUAAUUUGGAUAUGGAUUCGUUCAAAUUCACCUCGUUUGGUAAAGAAUUCGUAAAAUCUCAAAAACUUAGCCCCGACAGUUUCUUACAAAUAGCCAUGCAGUACGCUUUUUACAGGAUUCACAAGGUCCCUGGGGCGCAUUACGAGUCUGCGGCGACUAGAAAAUAUAUUCACGGCAGGACUGAGACGAUUCGUUCUUGCUCCAUCGAAUCGAUUGCAUUCGCCAAAGCUAUGCUUGAUACUGGAAAAUCUGAUGCUGAGAGAGUGGCAGCACUGAAGGAGGCGAUAGCCUCUCACAAGAAAUACUCCAUCGAGGCCGUAAAUGGUUUCGGCGUCGACCGCCACUUCCUAGGCCUAAAACUGAUUGCCCUGGAAAACGGGUUGGAACUGCCCGAAAUCUACAGUGAUCCCUCCUUCACACGCAGCACCCACAUGCGCCUGUCCACCAGCCAGGUAGCCACCAAGUGUGACGGGUUCAUGUGCUACGCUCCCCUAACCGCCGACGGAUACGGUUGUUGCUACAAUCCCAGGCCGCACGAUAUAAAUUUCGGAGUGUCGGCUUUUGCCGAACAUCCAGAUACUUCUGCGAAACAGUUUCGCGAGGCCCUCGAGAGCAGCUUGUUGGACAUGCACAAUGUCCUCGCUAAAACGCAGAAGGCCAAACUGUGACACUUUCACACUCGGACACUGCUUGAGGACGUUUUUGGCAAUAACCUUGUUAUAGCUCGUUUAUUUUUAGAGUGUGGGGAUAGCAAUGUUGCAAAAAUAGCAUAGAGGUAAUUUAUAGCAAUGUUUCAAGUAUUUUCAAGUAUUUUCGUAUGUGAUUUCAAAAGGGGAAAAACACUGACACUAGUUUUGAUUGAGAUAUGAAUGAAAUUUGUAUUUUUUUCUUGCAGACAUAUUUAAGAGAUCGUGUUUUGUUAAUAAGGUAAGUAACGGUGAAAAAGAAUAGUUGUCUUAAUUAAUGCAUAGUAUAUUUAUAUAUUUCUGUAAUAUCAUGUAAGUUAAGAAUUAAUAAUUUUUUUAAAUGCUGCCACACAUCACUAUAGGGUAUAACUUUGAACUGGGGUCAUAUUUAUAGUUCUACUUCCAGUCCACAUACCAGUAUUACUUAACAGUUAAUAAAUCACGCAAAAAUUUUUAAUUUUUUAAGAACAUUUGACUUUUUUAUAUUUGGUCUGUUAAACAAUUCCUAUAGAAGCAAUCUAUUUUUACAAAAUUAUUUUCCAUUGCAGUUUCAUUCUCUGCCACUCCAUUAACUCCAUACAAACGACACUGAUAACCCACAUAUGCGCUAUCCAAAAAGUUUGCAGCAUAUGGGAAAAAAUUUUAUAUAUAAAUUCCUUCAAAUGUCAGCUGUCUCUGCAUAUCAUCAAAUCAAAAUAGCGCUCAUCGAACCUCAUAAAACAUUUGUUAUAUAUGAGGGGCAGACGAAAACUGCAAAUCGGCCCAAGAGUAAAGUAGCCUUAUUUUGAACCCUAAGGGAAAAUGUUACAAAGAAGUUAUUUCUCUCUAAAAGAUUAGCCUGAAUAUAAAGUGCCAGUUCAUUACGUUGAAAAAGCGAUUUCUGGCAUUUUGGCAACUUCCCUUGUACAAUAAUUUGAGCGAAAACAUCCAUAACUAAAGUCGCGUUUUUUUAGUAAGCUUCUACAAGAAAAACAUUGUAAUUCCUGAAAUCAGGAACUAAUAAGGUCGUUAUCAAAAAUGGUGUAAAAAAUAAGAACAAAUUUGGUGCAAAUUGUUCAAGAAUAAUAUAAAAAUUUAAGUAAAAUGGUAAACCUCGUAUACACCACUUUUUAAAUUUACAGUUACAGUUCAUUUGUUUAAAAAAUAUUAACCCUGGUAGCCAUAAGGUGGGAGUAAUUUUUAUUUUACAAAAUACAAAAAAAUUAAAAAAUAAGAAAUACAAAAAGAAAACUGAUAUAAGUAGCAAUCAACUUUUUGACUAUGGAAAACCCUACUUCUAGGUGAAACAUUACACAGCCCCACAAAAAAAAAAGUGUUCGGACUUGUGGGUCGGACAUAUAUAUUCCCAUGUAUUUUUCGACGCUGAAUCCGAUCCCGAGCUCAGAAAUGGCCCUCCA